AUGGUAACCACAUGUGACAGAAAGGCCAUGAUCAAUACUGAGGACAUGUCAGAACAGAUGCAGCAGGACUCCGUGGAGUGCACCACUCAGGUGUUGGAGAAAUACAUUAAAAAGGACACUAAAAAGGACACUGUGGCUCAUAAAGAAGGAGUUGACAAGAAGUACAAUCCCACUUGGCAUUGCAUCAUGGCGAGGAACUUUGGAAAUUAUAUGACACAUGAAACCAAACACUUCAGCUUGGUCCAAACGGCCAUCCUUCUGUUCAAAUCUGGUUAA
Messenger RNA from Carlito syrichta (Philippine tarsier), 276 nucleotides. Its product is annotated as dynein light chain 1, cytoplasmic-like. Gene Ontology annotation, biological process: microtubule-based process; cilium assembly. Gene Ontology annotation, cellular component: cytoplasmic dynein complex. Bases 1 to 276 code for a protein of 91 amino acids. Gene Ontology annotation, molecular function: dynein light intermediate chain binding; dynein intermediate chain binding. Lineage: Eukaryota; Metazoa; Chordata; Mammalia; Primates; Tarsiidae. The record is from RefSeq and is a predicted model, not a curated record. The transcript is spliced from 2 exons.